AUGGGAGAAUGUCCUUACAUUGGGGAUCAGUGGGAAGAAUGUCCUUACAUUGGUGAUUCAAUGGGAAGAAUGGUUUCUUACAUUGGGGGUCAGUGGGAAGAAUGUCCCUUACAUUGGGGGUCAGUGGGAAGAAUGUUCCUUACAUUGGGGUUCAAUGGGAAGAAUGUCCUUACAUUGGUGGUCAGUGGGAAGAAUGUCCCUUACAUUGGUGGUCAGUGGAAAAGAAUGUUCCUUACAUUGGGAUCAGUGGGAAGAAUGUCCCUUACAUUGCUGGUUAGUGGGAAGAAUGCUCCUUACAUUGGUGAUCAGUGGAAGAAUGUCCCUUACAUUGAUGAUCAGUGGGAAGAAUGCUCAUUGAAUUGCUGGUCAAUUAGAAGAAUGUCUAUUGCAUUGGUGGUCAGUGGAAAGAAUGUUCCUUACGUAUAAGUAUGACAGAUAAAUUCUACAAUUGCAAUGUUGCUCAGUGUGAAGAAUGUUCUUUACAUUGGCGAUCUCUGGGAAGAAUGACUUUUACAUUG
Messenger RNA from Staurois parvus, 518 nucleotides. NCBI's taxonomy places the organism in Eukaryota, Metazoa, Chordata, Amphibia, Anura, Ranidae. The record is from the annotation of a GenBank genome assembly.